AUACUAGAUAAAUUAUAAGUUUUUAUGUCUGAUAACCAUCAUAUUAAUCUAUCAAAAAUACCUAUUGGGGAAGUUAAUCACUUGGAUUUACUAUCAGACAAUAUUGGAUCGUUGUAUCUUAAUGAAGAAUAUUCAGAUGUAGUUUUUAUUGUGGAUGGUACAAGAUUUCAUGCACACAAAUUUAUACUAGCUUCAAGGAGUGAAUACUUUAGAGCCCUUUUAUAUGGUGGAAUGAAAGAAUCUUUGCCAGAUUGUAAUGAAAUAGAAUUAAAAGAUGCCCCAAAUCAAGCAUUUAAAACAUUACUCAAGUAUAUCUAUACUGGGAAAAUGAACUUAACUUCUCAAAAAGAGGAAACGCUAUUGGAAACACUAGGCCUUGCCAACCAAUAUGGGUUUACUCAUCUCGAAUCUUCCAUCUCCGAUUAUUUAAAAGCUAUUUUAACCGUGAAAAAUGUUUGCAUGAUAUUCGACAUGGCAAAUUUAUACAGGCUUUCGUCCCUCAGGGAAACCUGCUUUCAGUUCAUGGAUAGGCAUUCGACCGAGAUCCUUGAUAACAAAAUUUAUCUUUCACUCUCCGCGCCCGCCAUGCACGACAUGAUUCGUCGAGAUUCGUUCUGCUCGCCUGAGGUUGGUAUAUUCUUGGCCGUGCGGGAAUGGGCCCGGUCCAAUCCAGAACUCGACCCGACACCUGUUCUUUCAGCCGUCAGAUGCCCGCUCAUGUCACUACGAGAGUUGGUCGAUUGCGUCCGACCAACCGGACUCGUGCCGGCUGAUACCCUGCUCGACGCUAUACGCGAAAAGUUGGAGAAACGUAAUUGCGAACUUAGUUUCAGGGGAUUAUUAGUUCCCGAAGAAAACGUAGCCACUUUUAGGCAUGGAGCUCACGUUAUUCUAGGCGAAAAGCGUAACGCGCUUUUAGACGGUGAUACUCAAAAUUAUGAUUUGGAUCGAGGAUUUACUCGUCAUCCCAUUGAAGACCCUAGUCCCUUAAUUGUGACUACCGUAGCAUCUCCUAUCGCCAGUACCAAUGGAGCUAUCGCAAGCCCUACUGCUACUCCAUCCGGAAUUGUAAUUAAACUCGGAACCCAAUGCAUUAUUAAUCACAUCAAAAUUUUAUUGUGGGAUAAAGAUCAGCGAGCCUAUUCUUAUUAUAUCGAAACAUCAGUGGACCAAGCUGAUUGGGUCAGAGUAGUCGAUCAUUCCCAAUAUCUCUGUAGAUCUUGGCAAAAUUUAUAUUUUUCUCCCAGGGUUGUUAGGUUUAUUAGGAUAGUUGGCACUCAUAAUACAGUGAAUAGGGUAUUUCAUAUCAUCCACUUCGAAGCUAUGUACACAUGCAAACCUUAUAAAUUGGUAGAUGGACUCGUGUGCCCGAACGAAAACGUCGCUGCUCUCGCCGGUAGCGCAUGCGUUAUAGAGGGCGUUAGCAGGUGCCGGAACGCUCUCAUAAACGGAGACAUUAAAAAUUACGAUUGGGAUAGUGGCUACACUUGCCACCAAUUGGGUAGCGGGUGCAUCGUUAUUCAACUGGCUCAACCAUUUUACGUCUCUUCCUUCAGAUUACUCCUAUGGGACUGCGACGACAGAAGCUACAAAUACCACAUUCAAACGUCUAUUGACCAAGUUAACUGGGAAAUGGUGGUAGAUAAAAGUAACGAACCUUGUAAAUCUUGGCAAAAUUUGAACUUCAAACCCAGACCAGUCAUAUUUAUAAGGAUAGAAGGCACACAUAAUACAGCUAACGAGGUGUUCCACUGUGUUCAUUUUGAGUGUCCUAACACUUUGAUGCUGGAAGUGUUACCUCCAUCUCAAUUACUCCCAGGAAUCAAUGUCUAUAAUACAUCUUCCGCUUUACUCCCUUCAGAUAAUUACUCAUCCUUGAUACGUAAUAUAAGAAAUUCCGUUACUAUGGCUGAUACGAACGUGGGAUUAAACGACCACUUUAAUCAUAGUAUGCAAUCGCAAAAUACGUUCACACCUUCCCCCAAUCAACUCCUUUUACAAAAUCUAGCCGACAAUGGAAAUGACAUCUUAGAAAUUGAAAUAAAUGAAAUUGCCAGCGAUCGAAAUAACGCAUCUAAUCUCGCUGGUAGUAGUACAGUCGAGAACCUUAGCUGUAUCAUCAAUAAUCCAAUUAGGCCUAUUAUCGAAACGCCUAGUUCUGGUCAGUCAUCUUCCUCUAGUUCCAUGCUAAUUACGUCAUCUACCACUUCGACAUCUUCCCCCCUCUCUUUUUCUUCUGCUAAUAACAGUAAUCUUAUUUUUAACGUCAACAAUAACAAUAGUUAUAACCUUUUAGCCUCGCAACCCCAUGUUCAAAAUAAUAAUCGGGCACUCUUAGAACGCUCCGUGAGUGAUACCAAUCAAUCUUUAUUCGAUACCAAUACUCUAUUCAACACGAGAGAUUCGAAUUUUCUUACGACCACCACCCCUAGUUCUGGUCCAUAUUCGCUCCCUUUCCCUAUCGUUCAAUCCGUCAACUCACUCACAAACAGAAAUAUUAAUACAGGAAGUGAUUUAUUAACUAGUGAUGUGACGAGCAAUUUAAACGAUAGUCCAGCUGUUAGAGCUUACACAUCGCAAUAUCUUAAUGAACUCGCUUUUUUUCGGAAAUGGCAGCGGUGAUUCUCAUUUUUGCAAUCAAAUUUAUUUUGCCAGCACCUUUUUAAUCUAGACAAUUCUCCCGUCAUUACCUUUAAAAAAUAGUUUAUUUAUUGAAUCUUAUUUCGAUAUUGUUGUCAUAGAAAUGUUAUUAAAUUGGAAUUAUCUUUACCCUUUGAUAAAACAUAAAAUGUAUUUUAUUGUAUUUAGUAUUAAUUUUCGAAAACCGAUUUUCAUAAGCACCUAUAAUUAUUGAUAUUAUAAUUCUAGUUUGUAAUGAUUUUUUUUUGCCUUUUUUUGUUUUUAAAAUAAUAUACAACUUAUUUUUCUUAAAUUGUUAGUUUUUUCUUAUAAUGGAUUAUUUUAAUAUGUUUAAAUUAUUCAAAAAAAAAUUAUUAUCAUAAAUACAGACAAAAUAACUUAUUUAAAAGCUCUAUUUAUAUAUUUUUGAAU
Messenger RNA from Gordionus sp. m RMFG-2023, 3051 nucleotides. Its product is annotated as BTB/POZ domain-containing protein 9-like. Gene Ontology annotation, molecular function: protein binding. The coding region runs from base 25 to 2622 and encodes 865 amino acids. Gene Ontology annotation, biological process: circadian behavior; adult locomotory behavior; modulation of chemical synaptic transmission. The transcript is spliced from 11 exons. Gene Ontology annotation, cellular component: cytoplasm. The record is from RefSeq and is a predicted model, not a curated record. Lineage: Eukaryota; Metazoa; Nematomorpha; Gordioida; Chordodea; Parachordodidae.